AUGACUAAAACAGAGAACCGUACAGAGGUGACGGAGUUCAUUCUGGUGGGGUUCACCAAUGAUCCAGAAAUGCAGAUCCUGCUCUUCAUAACUUUUUUCCUCAUCUACCUCAUCAGUCUGGUUGGGAACCUGGGGAUGAUUCUGCUGAUCAUGUUGGACUCCCGUCUCCACACUCCCAUGUACUUUUUCCUCAGCAACCUCUCUCUGGCUGACUUUGGUUACUCCUCAGCUGUCACGCCCAAGGUAAUGGCAGGGCUUCUCACAGGGGACAACGUCAUCUCCUAUAAUCAUUGUGCCGCUCAAUUCUUCUUUUUUGGAGCUUUUGCUGUUACUGAAAGCAACCUUUUGGCUGUCAUGGCUUAUGAUCGGUAUGCAGCAGUGUGCAAACCCCUUCAUUACACCACCACCAUGACAGCAAAUGUGUGUGCAUGUCUGGGCAUAGGCUCCUAUGUUUUGGGUUUCCUGGAUGUUUCCAUCCACACUGGGAACACUUUCCGGCUCUCCUUCUGUAGGUCCAAUGUGAUUGAUCACUUUUUCUGCGAUGCUCCUCCCCUUCUGGCUAUCUCAUGCUCUGACAGAUACAUCACGGAGCUACACUCCAUGGACACAGACAAAAUGGCAUCUGUGUUCUAUGCCAUCGUCAUCCCCAUGCUGAACCCCCUAGUCUACAGUUUGAGGAAUAAAGAGGUCAAGAGUGCCUUUCUAAAAGUUUUUGGGAAGGCAAAAUCUUUUAAAGGAAUCAUAAUUUAA
This is a messenger RNA of Echinops telfairi (small Madagascar hedgehog), 750 nucleotides long. Its product is annotated as olfactory receptor 5B12-like. Gene Ontology annotation, molecular function: olfactory receptor activity; G protein-coupled receptor activity; odorant binding. The transcript is spliced from 2 exons. Gene Ontology annotation, cellular component: membrane. Gene Ontology annotation, biological process: G protein-coupled receptor signaling pathway; sensory perception of smell. The coding region runs from base 1 to 750 and encodes 249 amino acids. Lineage: Eukaryota; Metazoa; Chordata; Mammalia; Afrosoricida; Tenrecidae. The record is from RefSeq and is a predicted model, not a curated record.